GGAAGCGGCGCUUCUGUUUAUUCUCUACAACCAGCAGGGUUUUUUUUGUGUGUAUUCGCUAUAUUUUAGGUUAAGGAACGUGUUCCUUCCUACGAAGAGCGAAGGGGAACUUUAGUUGCAGCUCUGCUGCUACCCACAAGAUGAUUGACACAGAAAGGAGACCUGGUGCCAAGGAUGCUGGAACUGCAGACCACAUAUUAAAAAACAAGGAGAAUGAAAAGAAGAAGCGGUCCCGGGUCAAGCAGUUGCUUAGUGAUGUGAAAAAGCAGGUGGAAUUCUGGUUUGGUGAUGUCAACCUUAACAAGAACCGAUUCCUGAGACAACUCAUCGAUGAGGCACAGGAUGGAUAUGUUGAUAUAUCCGUGCUGACCAACUUCAACAGAAUGAAAAGCCUGACUACUGAUGUGAAACUGAUUGCCAGGGCACUGAAGAACUCAUCCUUAGUUGAGGUUAAUCUAGAGGGAACUAAGAUAAGACGUCAACAUCCUAUUGGAGAGGUACCAAAAGGUGAAGAUGGCCGCACCGUCUAUGUGGAACUUUUGCCCAAGGACGUGACACAUGGCUGGAUAGAGAAAGUGUUUGCAAAAUGUGGGAAUGUGGUUUACAUUAGUAUCCCCAGAUACAAGAGCACAGGCGACUCCAAGGGUUUUGCUUUUGUCGAGUUCGAGACAAAGGACCAAGCACAGAAAGCCAUAGAGAUGCUAAAUAACCCUCCAGAAGAUGCUCCGAGGAAGCCAGGGAUUUUCCCCAAGACAAAAAAUAGGAAGCUUGUCUUACCAGCCAACAAUCCCCCUUCAGGUGAGGAAGAAGAAAAGAAAAAGAGAAAGAAGAGGAAAAAAAGAGAGAGUGCCUCGACUCCUGCAGACAAGGCCAAAGAGCAAGAAAUGGAGGCUGAGCCCUCAGAACAUCAGAGGAAGAGCUCUGUUGCAGAGAGCUUUGAGGAAGAUAUUGCCAGUGCCCAGAAAACACUGUCAAAACAGUCUGACAAAAAGAGACGCCGAUCCCAGACAGCAGAGGACUGCGAAAGAGAAGUUCAGGGUGAAAUUCCAUCCAAAAUUAGGAGAACCCAUGGAAGUGAAGAUGAGGAGAAGGAUGUAACUGAAAAGCAAAUGAAGGAGCCACCUGUUGAAUGUGACAAGGAGAGACGCAUGGAGGACGAGGACGAGGACGAGGAGAAGAGGGACGACUCACUGCUGAAAGCAAAACGGAAGAGAAAAAAGAAGCACAAAGAGAAACUGAAAAUCGGAGAGGAGGUCAUCCCACUCAGAGUCAUCUCCAAGAAGGAAUGGCUUCUUCUGAAAAAGGAGUACUUGACCUUGCAGAAGCAAAGCAUGGCAUCCCUGAAGAGGGCCAUUGCUAAGAUCGAAGGCAAAGCCGUAAAGAGGCCAAAGGAGACAGAUGAUAAUCAUCCAAUGGAAAUUUCUGAGAAGAGUGGGACGACAAGUGAAAAAGAGACCAAACUGGGCCCUCAGUUUACAAGCGGUGUUAUCAUAAAGAUUACAGAUAACAAGCCACUGCCAUCAAGAAAGCUCAUCAAAGAUGCCUUGGAAAAAAUAUCCCAAGUGGCGUACAUUGACAUCUUGGACGGGGAUGCUGAAGGUCACAUCCGCUUUAAGACUCCAGAAGACACUAAAGCCCUUAUUGAUAAGAGUGCAGAGAUCCAGAAACAACAUAGCUGGAAACUUGAGAUUCUCUCUGGUGACCAUGAACAAAGGUACUGGCAAAAGAUAUUGGUAGACCGCCAAGUGAAGCUAAAUCGUCCAAGGGAGAAGAAACGAGGCACAGAGAAGCUCAUAUCUAAAGCGGAAAAAAUCAUCCUUACGCGGGCCAAGGAGGCUAAUAAACACAUCCACUUUCAAGAGGACUGAAAACCACCUUUUCCUGUCAAAACUUUCCUGUUCUUUGAGAACUGUUGAGCUUCUCUAUACAUCAUAAACUUGUUGCAGUCUGACUAAAGAAGCUAUCAGUUGACAUUUCAUGUGUAACUUUAGGGAUAAAUAAGAUGGGGAAAAAAAGGAGUUGAGACCAAAUGACGAAGCAGAAUUCCCUCCCUUUGGUUUACAGUGAAUGUUCCUUGUAAUGACAAUUAAAAAUGCUGUUAAGCAUUCAAUAAUUUUAACAGUAUGAAGCUGGUAGCCUUUUAAAACCUGUAUAUGCUGUAAAUACGAUCGUUUCAAAGUUUCCAGGCUCUCUUUAAGUUUCAGCUUGUCGUGGCAUUCGUUUUUGAAUAUUUCAGUUUUUCUCUUUAAAGAAAUAAGUGAUAUUGGACGGUUCCCAUGUUCUCUGUAUUAUAUUACCAACACAAAUAGUGCUCGAAUGUAAACGGUAUGUGACUUCUAAUUUUUCACAAAAUUUCUCAGGCCUGUGGAAGAUCCGAUUGAUCUAAAUGUUGCUGCCGAAUAAAUCAGUUUUGGGAGCAUUUUAGUGUGCAGACCUUACUC
Molecule: messenger RNA, 2441 nt
Organism: Lampris incognitus (smalleye Pacific opah)
Lineage: Eukaryota; Metazoa; Chordata; Actinopteri; Lampriformes; Lampridae
Gene: larp7
Product: La ribonucleoprotein 7, transcriptional regulator
Exons: 13
Coding region: 141-1868 (575 amino acids)
Biological process (GO): RNA processing
Cellular component (GO): nucleus
Molecular function (GO): mRNA binding
Source: RefSeq, a predicted model, not a curated record